This is a messenger RNA of Acanthamoeba castellanii str. Neff, 1170 nucleotides long. Its product is annotated as thioredoxin, putative. Bases 1 to 1170 code for a protein of 389 amino acids. Gene Ontology annotation, molecular function: protein binding. Lineage: Eukaryota; Discosea; Longamoebia; Acanthamoebidae. The record is from RefSeq and is a predicted model, not a curated record. The transcript is spliced from 6 exons.
AUGUCGAACGUACGGAGCCUGAAUGAUCUGAAAGGUGGUGAGGGACCUCCUGGCGCAGGAGGUGGUCACGGACCUCCCUCGGGACCUCCUGGUGGCGGUGGUGGUGGCGGUGGUGGCGGGUUCCCCUUCGACCUGGGGGCGCUGCUGGGCGGGCUGGGCGGGCUGGGCGGUGGUGGCCGCGGCGGUCGUGGGGGUGGCGGCGGGCACGGCCGGGUGAAGGUGAUCGGCAGCAAGCAGGAGUUCAAGGCCGAGCUCAGCGCCCACCCGCGGGGCCUCGUCGUAGUUGACUUCUCCGCCACCUGGUGCGGGCCGUGCCAGAGAAUGGCUCCGCUCUACGCCGAGUUCAGCACCACCUACCCCAACGUCCGCUUCCUCGAGGUGGACGUGGACCGGGUACCCGAUGUGGCGCAGGAGUGCGGGGUGACGGCCAUGCCCACCUUCCACUUCUACCAGGGCGGCCGCAAGGUGGACGAGCUGCGCGGCGCCGAUCCCAACCGGCUGCAGGACCUCAUCAAGCGCCACGGCGCCACCUCGACCCUCUCUGGCGGCGGUGGCGGCGGCGGCAGCGACGGCUUUGGCGGCGGAGGCUCGGGCUACCGCCUGGGCGGCGGCGGCGAUGGCGAUGGCGGCGCAACCACUGCGGCGCCUGCGGUGAGCCGCGGUGGGGGUAGAGGCGCGCAACGGACUGGCGACGCGGAGGCGGUGGUGCAGUCGGUGAUGGGCCUGGGCUUCUCGCGCGGGGCCGCGCUGGCGGGCAUCCAGGCCACGGGCACGACCGAGCUCGAGAGCGUCGUGGACUGGGUGCUCCAGAACCGGUCGCUCGCGGAUACCCCCGAAGAGGAGAGAGGCAGCGGUGGUGGAGGUGAGGAGGAGCCCAACACGACCUCGGCUCCUUCCGCACAGCCUGUCGCCACCGCUGCUGCGAGUGGUCCCAAGACCACGCUGGCCAUCAGGCUCACGGACGGCUCCACGCUCAAGCACGAAUUUAACGGUGGAGACAGACUGCUGGCUGUGCACGACUUCAUUGCCAGGCACCGAACCGACGGGAGUGCGGGCUUCGAUCUGAUGACGCCCUACCCACGCAAGAUCUUUGGCGCAGCUGACCUUGACCGCACGCUGGCCGAGCUCGACCUCGUGCCCAACGCCAACCUCAUUCUGCACAAGAAGUAG